Messenger RNA from Orbilia oligospora ATCC 24927, 1269 nucleotides. RefSeq lists its product as uncharacterized. Lineage: Eukaryota; Fungi; Ascomycota; Orbiliomycetes; Orbiliales; Orbiliaceae. Gene Ontology annotation, biological process: peptidyl-serine phosphorylation; endocytosis; signal transduction. Gene Ontology annotation, molecular function: ATP binding; protein serine/threonine kinase activity. Bases 1 to 1269 code for a protein of 422 amino acids. The record is from RefSeq and is a predicted model, not a curated record. The transcript has 8 exons. Gene Ontology annotation, cellular component: nucleus; cytoplasm.
AUGUCCAACCCAAAUGUUGCCCCAGCGGCCCCUCCAGACCUGAGGGUCGGAAACAAAUACAGAAUCGGUCGAAAGAUCGGUAGCGGCAGUUUUGGUGACAUCUACCUGGGCACCAAUAUCAUCAGUGGCGAAGAAAUUGCUAUCAAGCUGGAGAGUGUCAAGGCUAAGCACCCUCAACUAGAAUAUGAGGCUCGCGUCUAUAAAUCACUUGCCGGUGGUGUCGGUAUUCCAUUCGUUCGUUGGUUCGGUACAGAAUGUGACUACAAUGCCAUGGUCCUAGAUCUGCUUGGACCUUCCCUGGAAGAUCUCUUCAACUUCUGCAAUAGAAAAUUCAGCCUCAAGACUGUUCUCCUCCUCGCAGAUCAGCUGAUUUCCAGAAUUGAGUACAUCCACGCCAAGAGCUUCAUCCAUCGUGACAUCAAGCCAGACAACUUCUUGAUGGGUAUUGGGAAGCGUGGAAACCAAGUCAAUGUUAUUGAUUUUGGCUUGGCUAAGAAGUAUCGCGACCCUAAAACCCACUUUCACAUCCCAUACAGAGAAAACAAGAACUUGACCGGAACUGCCCGAUAUGCCUCCAUCAACACCCACUUGGGUGUCGAACAAUCUCGCCGUGACGAUAUGGAAUCCUUGGGCUAUGUCAUGUUAUACUUCUGCCGUGGCUCCCUCCCCUGGCAAGGUCUGAAGGCUGCUACUAAGAAGCAAAAGUAUGACAGAAUUAUGGAGAAGAAGAUGACCACGCCUACAGAAGUUCUCUGCCGCGGUUUCCCCAACGAGUUCGCCAUCUAUCUCAACUACACCCGUAGCUUGCGAUUCGACGACAAGCCCGACUACAGCUAUCUCCGCAAGAUCUUCCGAGACCUCUUCGUCCGUGAGGGAUUCCAGUACGACUACGUUUUUGACUGGACUGUCUACAAAUACCAAAAGAAUGCGCAGCAACUCGCUGCUAACCAGCAGAUGCAAGCUGCCGGAGAGGAUGAGGAGAAGCGACCUCGUAUGAAUACGAAUGCUGCUACCAUGGGUAACCCAACUCCCGGAACGGGACCUACCAUGGGUAGUUCUAGCAAGCCUGGCGCCGUAAGUGGUACUAGACGAAAGGUUGUUGAGCGCGGAAUUGUUGAUCCAACUAUGGAUAGAGGUAUGACCGGAAGUGACCGAAUGCUACGAUCCGCUAGCAAAUCCGCCCAGCCGACUUCGACCGGACAACAAUACGGAUCCUCCAGCAAUCAACCCGCCUACCGAAACGCUAAGCAGGACCAAUGGGGUUACUAA